Achroia grisella is the source of this 2129-nucleotide messenger RNA. RefSeq lists its product as uncharacterized. Bases 711 to 2129 code for a protein of 472 amino acids. The record is from RefSeq and is a predicted model, not a curated record. The transcript has a single exon. Lineage: Eukaryota; Metazoa; Arthropoda; Insecta; Lepidoptera; Pyralidae.
AUAAAUAGCGAGGGUCUUUGUAUACAGUAUAUGUAUGUAUAUUAUAAAAUAACUUACAAGUAGUGUCAUAUUUAUAUUAAUAUAUCCUUCUUCUCUUUCAAACUAUCAUAUUUAUUUCAAUCAGCUGCACCUAGUAGGUGAGUCUGCAGCACAUAUGUAUAUAUAUUGUAUCAAUAGUGUAUUUAUAAAUAAAAUGUGCCUGGGCAAGCACCAGAACUAAUUAUAGCCUUCUUAUAUAUAUUUACCUAUAUACUAUUAAAUUUAAAUAGCUUCCUGCACCUACCUGCGCUAAGGCCUGCGCAGUUGAGCGCCGUAAGCGGGGAAGACGGGAUCCUGGGAGGUUGAGUCAAUCGGAGGUCGGAGCAGUUACUUCCGGGCGACAACACGCCUCCUUUGGCCCAUAUUUCUGGCGAAACGGUCGCCUGAGCAGCCAGCCACUGCUCAGGAAAUGGUCCAGUGCUUUACCGUCACAGGAGCACGGCGAGGAGUGGGAAGGUCUCUUCGGAGAAGGUAGUCGGCCAUGCUGACGGGGUAAGGCACUGUGGAAGUUCUCUAGCCGCAGUUGUCCGAACUCCCGAUGUCGCGCAAAGACGCCACCUUUCUGCUCCUAGAUCCACUCGAGAAGAUCCUGGUGCCAUUGCGGCAUCCCCAUUUGCGGGCUCCGAGGAGGGUGGGACAUCGAGUGGACGACUUUUAAAUAUUCUCACAAUAUGGACAUCAUCGAUGACAUUGAGAAACUGCUUGAAGGAAGUACCUUGGACGAAAAUGAACGCCAAGAACUUUCAUCCGAUGACGGAAACUGUUUGGAGAUGGUUGUUGAGCCUACAGGGACGGAUGACCUAGGUCUAACGCCCAAAAAGGACUCAAAGCCAAAACCAAAACGAAGGAGGUUAACAGGAGCAGCGCGGAAACGCCUAAAACUGUUAAUAGCCGCCAACAUCAAGGCUGAUGAAGCCUUAGAACUCUGCCGGAAGCCAAUGCGAGACCAGCCCUCAGAGGUAAGAUCCAUCAAGCGCCCACGGUCAGAGGAGGUGUCCCCAAAGGAGCAUACGCACAAAGCGCCUCGCGUGGCGCAGCCGACGCCCACCGGGAAAGGUACCCAGGCAGCGGAGACUGCAAAGUCACCAGCGCCUACUGUACCUCAGACACCUAGAGUCACAUACCAGGCACUUGCGACACCAGGUGGCUCUUCAAGCCCAAUGGUGUUUGCACCAACAAGUGUCACUAGUAGCUCAACUAAGCGCUCUACGAAUACGGCCCACCAGUUGCGAACGCCUGCACCCAAGCAGCGCGUAACGACUACAGGGACGAACGUAAACGCAAAGGAGGAAACUGCAACCUAUAAGGACGCUCUCAAAUCGUUCCGAGUGGGGAUCCGACACACGGCCCCAAUGACGGACGAAAUGAUGAGCAUGGUGCGCUCCUCAGUUCUCCGGGAAGUUGGCAAGAUCACGGAAGCUGGGAAGGGCCCUCGAUUUGUAGGUUGCAGUUUCAAACCUGGUUGGCUGCUAAUCACCUGCCAGAAUGAGCCGACCAAAAUAUGGCUGGAGAGCAUAACGCCCUCCCUAAAACCCUGGGCCGACGCAGAACUCUCUGUGUUGGACGAGAGAGCGAUGCCCAAACCAGCCAUUGGAACGGCCUUCAUCCCCAGUUCGGAGACAAGGUCGGUCGAUGAGGCACUCAGAAUGCUGAAGUCCCAAAAUGACUGCCUAAAUUCCGAACUGUGGAGAAUACUCAACCGUAAGGCUGAAGAGAACGGUACAGUCCUGACCGUAUCUCUGGACGAGCCUUCGGUUGACUUCCUCAAAACACAGGACUAUAAAGUCAACCUUGGCUUUAAAAAGGUCCUGUUCCGGGUCAAUGGGAUCUCCACGCCUACACAGCAGCCUACUUCGGACGGUAAUGGAAGAUCUGCCACAGAAAUACCCACACCAUCCGAAGCGGUGAAGGGCGUAGACACCAACGCCAAACCCGCCAGAGGCAGCUUUCCCCAGCCAAAGGGGACCUCGCAGACGAGGAUCCCCAGUUUCAAGACGGGACGGAAAGAUCGCGGCAGGAGCGCCACAGCUUCCAAUCGCAACCCAAAGGGACGCCCACGUCCCACAGGGAAGGCGAAAGGAAGCUGCUAA